UCCCGUGGCGGACAAGGGAACUGUCCGUCUAAAGUAGGCAUUGCGUCUUAGACUGGGCCUUCCAAUGCGGCUGCGCGGGAGCGAGAGCCGGAUGUUUUGCAGCGGGACUUCCGCUGGAGCGAUUUAACUUGGACAAGCUCGGUGGCCUCUACGGCCGCUUUCUUUGUUUUUGGCCUGGGAGAAGGAAAACAUGGACAUUCUCAAGGCGGAGAUAGAGCGGAAGCGGAAGCUGCUGGAGGAGAAGGAGCUGGUGGUGGGAAAUAAAAAAUACUUUAAACGCAGUGAGCUAGCUAAGAAGGAAGAAGAGGCAUAUUUUGAAAGAUGUGGCUACAAGCCUGUAAACGAGAAGCCACCAGGAGAGGUUCAGCAGGAGGAGGAAGAGGAGCAGCAGACAAUAACUUCAUCAAAUCCAGUACUGGAAUUAGAGCUUGCAGAGGAGAAGUUGCCUAUGACUCUUUCUAGACAAGAGGUCAUUAGAAGACUGAGAGAAAGAGGUGAACCUGUCAGGCUCUUUGGAGAAACAGAUUAUGAUGCCUUUCAGCGGUUGCGAAAGAUAGAAAUUCUAGCACCAGAAGUGAACAAGGGAUUGAGGAAUGACCUGAAAGCUGCUUUGGAUAAGAUUGAUCAACAAUAUUUGAAUGAAAUCGUAGGCGGUCAGGAACAGGGAGAGGAUGACACACAGAAUGAUCUCAAAGUCCAUGAAGAGAACACAACUAUUGAAGAAUUGGAGAUGCUUUCAACAGACCUUCCAUUCUCAGAUUCAUGGAUUUCGGUGCAGGCUUUGGGAGAAGCUUUAGGACAAGGGGAUGAUAAUAAAGACAUGGAUAUCAUAACCAAAUUCUUAAAGUUUCUUCUUGGAGUCUGGGCUAAGGAGCUGAAUGCGAGAGAAGAUUAUGUGAAACGUGGUGUACAAGGAAAGCUAAAUAGUGCCACUCAGAAGCAGACGGAAUCAUAUCUAAGACCUCUGUUCAGAAAACUUCGGAAAAGGACUAUUCCUGCAGACAUCAAGGAAUCGAUAACGGACAUUAUCAAGUUCAUGCUGCAAAGGGAGUAUGUGAAGGCCAAUGAUGCCUAUCUUCAGAUGGCCAUUGGGAAUGCUCCUUGGCCUAUCGGCGUCACUAUGGUUGGCAUCCAUGCUCGAACUGGUCGAGAGAAGAUUUUCUCAAAGCAUGUGGCUCAUGUUCUCAAUGAUGAAACUCAGAGAAAAUACAUCCAGGGCUUGAAGAGGCUGAUGACCAUUUGCCAGAAACACUUCCCUACAGACCCAUCCAAAUGUGUGGAGUACAAUGCAUUGUGACAAUGUGGCAGUUGAUUUCUGCUCUUGAAUAUAUGGAUUGUGAGAGAAGAAAACAGUCUCUAUGAGAACACUUAAUUUGGGAAUUGGCAUGAACUGGAAUGGGAGAAGAAAGGCAGGCAGCUUUACCUAGGCUCAGUCUAACAGGUCACAUUCAUUUGUCUUUUGAUUAACAUGUAUAUUUUCUUCAAAUUCAGAGUUGGCACAUAUUGCAAGCUUGUUACUCUAGCUUUAAUUGAGGGCAGGUUUUGUGUGUUUUUUUCCUUUUAAUUUUUAGCAGAGCAAACGGUUCAGUUCUAGUCUGCCUUUUAGAUUUCAAGCCAUUUUGCUUUUUAAAGAUUGAUUUGAAGCUGAGUCACAAAUUUGGAGCUGAGUUGUAUUUAUUGCUGUACAUAGGACCAUUAUAAUUUCUUGUACUGCAUUUACAGGAAAAAAUAUUUUUAAGAAAUGUACACAGAGUGGUGAAAUGUGUCAGUUUUUUUAAAUGAACCUUUUUUCACAAUUGUCACUGGGACACUACACAGUGUAGCGCGAGAGCUUUGGGGUUAACAGAACUGGUCUAAACUGGAAUUCUACUAUCUCUUUUCUGUGCUUGUGAUUUAUGACUUUGUUAUAAAAUACUAUCUUUUCUGCGUUGGGAGAAUUUCUGUGGCACUGAAGUUUGUACAAUAAUUUGGAAGAUAAUGAUCCUAUUAAGUAAGUGGUAAAAGGAAGAGAUCUUUCAAAGAACCCAUCUCCACCCUUUACUAGGACCUGGUAGUAAAGGACAUAGAUUUGCUUGUUGUUAACUACUAAAGAAUGGAAGGUUGAAUAUUCUUGUUGUUUAUCAUUAUUUUUAAUGCCACCAGUGUGGAUGGCACUUUACAGAACAGCAAUAAGGGAUUGCUCUUACAAUCUAAAAUAUGACAUGAGGAGAGUGAAAAGAGAGAGGGGAGGGAAGAUGGAGGGCGAGCGUAAAUGGGUAAGAAUGCAUUCAGUUGCAUGUUCUUAGGGUAGCAGAUUUGGAAAUAAAAGCAAAAUGUGUAGAAUGGGUACUUUACAGCAUCAACUACUACAGCAUCAACUAAUUAUAGGUUUUCCAGACAACACUGUUUUCAGUGAGAACCUAAUCCAUUUUAAUUAAAGGUGUACAGGACCUGUUUUUUAUGU
Messenger RNA from Rhineura floridana, 2443 nucleotides. RefSeq names its product pre-mRNA processing factor 18 (gene PRPF18). Bases 191 to 1297 code for a protein of 368 amino acids. Gene Ontology annotation, biological process: RNA splicing; generation of catalytic spliceosome for second transesterification step. Gene Ontology annotation, cellular component: U5 snRNP; U4/U6 x U5 tri-snRNP complex; U2-type post-spliceosomal complex. The transcript has 12 exons. NCBI's taxonomy places the organism in Eukaryota, Metazoa, Chordata, Lepidosauria, Squamata, Rhineuridae. The record is from RefSeq and is a predicted model, not a curated record.